AUGGCUAACAUUCGUAGGUGCUUGUAUGAGUGUGUCCUGUUCAAAGCCAGAGUGCACAUCUGCCUCAUCUGGAGCACACUUAGGCUUAGGGGGAGGGAGGAAAGGAGAUCAGUUCGUCGAUCCAUCCAGGGGAUGGCUAACCACACGGUGCUUGUAUAUGUGUGUCCUGUUCAAAGCCAGAGUGCACCUGCCAUCUGCCUCAUCUGGAAGACACUUAGGCUUAGGGGGAGGGAGGAAGGGAGAUCAGUUCGUCGAUCCAUCCAGGGGAUGGCUAACCGCACGCUGGCCGCCGAUUGCAUCGCUUUGAAGGCAAAGGAUCAUCAUGAUCUCAGGGAUGUGAACACCUUAUUAUCAGGUUGUGCAAAGUACCUUUGGGGGACUGCUAGGGCAACAGUUAUCCGCAUUGAGGUACUUGUCGUAUUGUCUGCUAUCAGCCUGUUGUUCAUGGCCACCUUUGGGCCCUUGCGCCGCCGGAUCAGAAACUCAUUCGUACAGAAUGGUGUCAUGGUUGCAUACGCUUUGUCCUCGUCCCUGAUAUCAUACACACUUGGUUCAAUGUACUCAUCUGCAGUGAAGAGCAGCAUGUACCCCAUUUGGGCCUCAUCCCUGUAUCUCCUCUUUGGUUCUGCCGACUCUAUUACAGCUUAUUGUCUCAAUGACAACAACCAACAAAAGAAUCAGCUUUUUUUGUUUUUGCUUUUCCAAAUAUAUGUCACUCUAAUUAACAUAUCUCAUGCCAGCCUAGUUAUCUGGGUGAGUAUGUUAGCUUCUUUUAAAUUUAUGCAAAGAUUCUGGGCAUACCAGCUGGCAGCCGGAUCAUGGAACUUGAACAAAAUGGUUGCCGACUACAUGUAUGAGGAACACUCCAGAAGUGGCCCAUCUUACGAUCCAACCAGCAUGAAAGGUUAUCAUUACUUAGUUGAUUGGCCCCUCGAUGAGUCAAAACUGGAAGCAAGAAUGUCAUAUGCAAUGGAAUUAACAGUGGAUGGUGCUCAAAUCAUUGACAUAGAGAGGAUAUGGCUGUGCAAUGAACUAAGCUCCGAGCUGAAGGAUGUAUGCCUUUCCUUCUCUCUUUUUCAUCUGCUGAGAAGGCGCUUCUUUGGGAUCUUCAGGGUGAUUGAGGUUGAGUUAACUUUUAUGUAUGAUUUCUUCUUCACCAAGUAUGCUGUUCUUUACUACGGAUCUAAAAAGGCUUCAACAAUUUGGUCCUUAGCAUCAGCCAGCUUAAUGUCUGUGACAAUCUACCAGCUGACAGCCAGUGUUCUUUCUAAUCACAAUGGGUCUGAAUUCAAGGAUACGACAACGUUUGACGUUAUUGUCACAAUACUGAUACUAGUAUGCAUUGCUUUGCUUGAGUUUAUCCAAGUAUUAUUUUUUUGGAGCACCAUUUGGGGCAGAGUAUCCUUUGUUUGCCAUUAUGUUCGAGAACAAGCAAUGAGCUCAAGGAGAGGCGUCUGCACGAAACUUCUUCAAAAGAUCUGCUGCAUGAGAUUCAGGGAGAUUAUUCUUACCAUGAUUAUUGGUAUCUCGAGGUCAAGGUCAAGGUCAAGCGAAUACUACUACCAGAAUAAACUUGGGCAAUACUCCUUGCUUGAAUCAGUGAUUAGUUACAACUACAAGCAGAGUCCAUGUAAGGUAGGGCUUCUCAGGUUUAUGAAUCGACAUUGUAGUCUUAUAUCGUCUCCAAGCUUUGGGCACCUUUGUGAGACAAACAAAGACAUUAUUCACGCACGACGUAUCCGCAGGGGACAUGUGAAACCUGCAGCUAUCAAGUUACCUGUAGAAGUAAAAAAGGCACUUGUCCAUUCCCUCCUGCGUACACAGGGUGUCCUAGCGAAUGGAGAAUCAUCAUUAGUGUACAAUGAAGUGCAUGACCUCUUAUGGGCUUGCAGGCACAAUAUGCUCUCAGACUCAGGCAUCAACUCUUACCUGGACAAGGAGAAUCAGACACACAUCAUUUUGACUUGGCACAUUGCAACGUGUUACUGCGAGGUGCAAACAUUGAAAUGUCUUUCCCCUAGAGUUGGGGGAGCACUCAAGUUACAUCUUGACGUCGCCACCAUACUGUCCAAGUACUGUGCGUACCUGGUGGUUUCAGCACCAAAGUUGCUUCCUGGGCACCACUAUGAUUCUAGCCUUGUGUUUGAUGCAGUCGCAGUGGAAGCCGCACAGUUUCUGCAGAAAGUGGAGGACAAGUAUGAAGCCUUGAGAAGUUUGCCUGAAUCAACAGAAACAUCCAUCUUCCGGAGGGGGAUGAAGUUGGGGAGGCAGCUCGAGGAGAUGGAAGAUGACAAGUGUUGGAAGGUGCUUGCAGAUUUCUGGGCGGAGAUGUUGCUCUAUGUUGCGCCUUCGGAAAAUGUGAAGGAGCAUAUUGAGACACUGACAAAUGGAGGAGAGUUUAUAACACACUGGUGGGCGUUGCUCACCCACGCUGGCAUUCUAAAGAGGCCUCCAAGGAAUGUCAACAAUGACAUAGAAAAUCCAUGGGAAGGAUCAUCAUAUGGCUGCCCAUCUACAACUCAGGCUGCACCUGCCGCCUGUGCCACAAAUCAACAGCCAGUGACUGGGAACCAUAGUGUGCAGUUGAUUGAAAGGAAUGUCGGAGACAUAGAAAAUGCUAGGACUGACAGGCAUUAUCCUGGAGAGAUUUCAUACGGUGCUGCUUUGAGGCUUCGGCGUGCGAACUCCUACAUUAGCAAGUGUAGAGAAGGUGCUACCUUAGCCACCAGCGCCACAAAUAAACAAGCAACACAUGGAAAGUGUGAGCAAGCAGUAGGGAUCAUGAUUCGGCAACAAGCAUAUCCAGUGCAAAAUGUGGAACUCCCAAUUCCCAAUGCAAGCACUGCUCCAAGUGAGAACAAAGAGAUUGAAUAA
This is a messenger RNA of Miscanthus lutarioriparius, 2874 nucleotides long. The record is from the annotation of a GenBank genome assembly. NCBI's taxonomy places the organism in Eukaryota, Viridiplantae, Streptophyta, Magnoliopsida, Poales, Poaceae.